AUGUCUGCCACCAACACCAAUCCAGAACGCGACGCCCAACUGCUGGCCAUCGGUCGCCAGUGUUCCGAAGCAUCCUGCCUGCUGGUUGACUUCCUACCAUUCAAAUGUGACCUUUGCUCGGCCAGUUUCUGCGCAGAACACUUUGCCGUCGCAGCCCACAAGUGUCCAAAGUACGAUGACCGCAUACACAAUCGUGUUGCACCUAACUGCCCGCUCUGUAAUACCCCCGUCGCUAUACCCCCAGGGGAGGACCCAAACAUCCGCAUGGAGAGGCAUAUCAAUAACGAAUGUAGCGUCAUGACUGGGAAAGCCAGAAGAUCCAAGUCAACGCCCAUCUGCGCGAGGGGCAAGUGUGGCAAAGUGCUUUUCGCACCCAUCGCCUGCGACACCUGCCACAAGCAUUAUUGCCCCCAACAUCGGUUCCAGAAAGAUCACGACUGUGUACCCGCCUUGUCCACCCAUCCGUCGUCAACCAUCCAUCAGAACGUUCUUUCUGCGGCACUCAAGAGAAUGAAUGUUACACCCGCUUCGUCGAACAAGGUGACCCCUCCAAAGGCAACCUCUACUGCACAAGGCUCCGGUGCUGUACCUGUCCCGUCUUCCGGCAACGCGUCACCAUUGCUCAGAAACCCACUCUCAAAGACCGAUCGCGCUUCUGCUGUACCUGCCACGCCUAAUCAAUCAUCACAACUCUUCUUGCCUACGUCAACAUCAACGUGUGCGGCUAACCAUAUGUCCACUAAUAACAAUACUACUGUUAAACCCACAUGGGAUUUCCUGCGUGCCAAGGCGGAGAGAGAGAGUAGGCGGAAGGCGAUGAUGGAACGUGCCAAGAAAGGGCUUCUGACGGAGCAAGAGAAGCUUAUCUUGGCCGCGGAGGAAGCAGAACGUGCGCAGGGAGUACGUUCAUCGGACAGGGAGUGUAUGGUCAUGUAG
Messenger RNA from Pisolithus orientalis, 936 nucleotides. RefSeq lists its product as uncharacterized. Gene Ontology annotation, cellular component: cytoplasm. Gene Ontology annotation, molecular function: zinc ion binding. Lineage: Eukaryota; Fungi; Basidiomycota; Agaricomycetes; Boletales; Pisolithaceae. Bases 1 to 936 code for a protein of 311 amino acids. The record is from RefSeq and is a predicted model, not a curated record. The transcript is spliced from 6 exons.